AUGAAUAACUUGUGUUCCGUCAAGGCACACUUUUCUGUUGAGUUGACAAAUAUUAACUGCACUUCUCUGGAUGAAUCUUUUUCUUCGUUUGAGUACUGCUUUUUGAAGUCUGUGAAUAGAACAUACAAGUACGCGUCUUUAAAAGUAAAAUUACACAAGGUGCCCAUUCACAAAAUCAAAAUGAAUUUCGCAAUUUAUCAACGGCUAAAUGGAUACAAACCAUUUCUCUAUAAUGUCACUGUUGAUGGAUGCAAGUUUUUAAAAAACAAGAAGUCUUCUCCAGCAUUUGCAUUUAUUUUUAACCUCUUUUCUUCCUACUCCAAUAUGAAUCAUACUUGCCCCUACGAUCAUGACGUCGUCGUGGAAAAAGUUCCGUAUUCUUAUUUAGAAAAACAAUUGACGUAUACCUUGCCGUUUCCCAAAGGAGCCUAUGGAUUCUAUAGUGAUUGGUAUGCCUAUGGGAUAAGACGAGCAUUCGUUAAUGUUUAUCUUAAACUUACUUAG
Molecule: messenger RNA, 504 nt
Organism: Drosophila ficusphila
Lineage: Eukaryota; Metazoa; Arthropoda; Insecta; Diptera; Drosophilidae
Exons: 4
Coding region: 1-504 (167 amino acids)
Source: RefSeq, a predicted model, not a curated record